GGCGGAAAGUAAAACCAUGUCAAACGCACUGGAGCGGCCUUCUUUGGGAGCCGGGGUUGGAGGCUGAUCCAGGACUCAGGCCUUCGCAGUGUGUUUCAAUAAAGUGUGCAAUCCUUUCUGGUGGCCGCAGCUAAUCGCUGACAGGAAUCCUGAAACACGGAACCACCUUGUCCACCUCUGGUUACCUUUCUAACUGCGUUUCCCAGAGCACUACUCGGCAUGACCUCCUUCUCGCGGGAAUUCAGCCUUAAAGUCACGCGCUGGCGGGAUCCUGGGGGCUUCACCAGCAGUUAAUCCAGUGCUGUGGAGUGUUUUACUGCCUGGAAAGCUUGGGAGGCCUGAGCUCUACCGCUUUCCAAAAGAGGAACCCAGAGGUCUUUCAACAAAUAUCAAAGCCAUGGCUCAGGAGUCAGUGAUGUUCAGUGAUGUAUCCAUAGACUUCUCUCAGGAGGAGUGGGAAUGCCUGACUGAUGAUCAGAGACAUUUAUACAGAGAUGUGAUGUUGGAGAAUUACAGCAACCUGGUUUCAAUGGCAGGACAUUCCAUUUCUAAACCAAAUGUGAUCUCCUACUUGGAGCAAGGAAAGGAGCCCUGGUUGGUUGACAGAGAGUGGACAAGAGGCCAAUGGCCAGUCCUGGAAUCAACAUGUGAGACCAAGAAGUUAUUUCUGAAGAAAGAAAUUUAUGAAAUAGAAUCAGCCCAGUGGGAGAUAAUGGGAAGAUUGACAAGACAUGACCUUCAGUGCUCUAGUCUCACAGAUGAUUGGGAUUGUAAUGGCCAGUUUGAGAAACAACAUGGCUCUCAGGACAGGCACUUCAGUGAACUGAUAAUCACCCAUGAAGAUGUGCCCACUUUUAGUCAACACCCAUCCUUUACAUUACAGCAACUUAUUAAUAAUAAAGAAAAAUACUGUGCAACAAAAGAAUAUAGAAAAAAUGUUAGACAUGACUCUGAAUUUACUACACAUCAAAUAAUUCAUACCAUUGAGAAACCCCAUGAGUGUAAGGAGUGUGGCAAGGCCUUUAGACAUCCCUCAAGACUUGCUCAUCAUCAGAAAAUUCACACUGGCAAGAAGCCCUUUGAAUGUAAAGAAUGUGGGAAAACAUUUAUUUGUGGCUCAGACCUUACUCGACAUGACAGGAUUCAUACUGGUGAGAAACCCUAUGAAUGUAAGGAAUGUGGAAAGGCUUUUAGUAGUGGUUCCAACUUUACUCGACAUCACAGAAUUCACACUGGAGAGAAGCCUUAUGAAUGUAAAGAAUGUGGGAAAGCCUUUAGCAGUAGUUCAAACUUUACUCAGCAUCAGAGAAUUCACACCGGAGAGAAACCUUAUGAAUGUAAGGAAUGUGGCAAUGCCUUUAGUCAGAGUUCACAACUUAUUAAACAUCAAAGGAUCCACACAGGUGAGAAACCCUAUGAAUGUAAAGAAUGUGAAAAAGCUUUUCGUUCUGGAUCUGACCUUACUCGACAUCAGAGAAUUCAUACUGGUGAGAAACCCUAUGAAUGUAAGAUUUGUGGGAAAGCUUACUCUCAGAGUUCACAACUUAUUAGUCAUCAUAGAAUUCAUGCUGGUGAGAAAACCUGUGAAUACAAGGACUGUGGAAAGAACUUUAAUUAUAGUUCACAACUUAUUCAGCAUCAAAAUCUGUACUGGUGAUAAACCAGAAUGUACAAAAUGUGUGGGAAGGUUUUGAUUAUGGCUCAAAACUUUUUGACUGUCAGAGAAUUUAUCUUUCUGAUAACCCCCUCCAUACAUAAGAAUGUAGAAACAUUUUAUUUAUUAACUAUAGCUUAUUCAGUCGAAGAAAAAUCAUGCUGGAGAUAUAGAAUAUAUUUUGGAAGCUUUUUAAUAAAAAUUCAUUUUUCAUUUGAA
Messenger RNA from Marmota flaviventris (yellow-bellied marmot), 1873 nucleotides. The record is from RefSeq and is a predicted model, not a curated record. NCBI's taxonomy places the organism in Eukaryota, Metazoa, Chordata, Mammalia, Rodentia, Sciuridae.